AGUACUUCUUGGACAUGAGGGUGUUUACCGUCGUGCCUAAUUACGCGGGUUGGGAAUCUGAGAUACAGGGAAGGGCAGCGGCUGGCCCUGGGUCGGUCAGAUAAAUUAAGACAAAAGCAGGACCAGGCAUCGAUUAUUUUCUCCUGCUCAUCCCUUUCACGGAGGAAUUCUAAGCCCCGACACACUGUAUGACCUAAAGCCAGUCUCUGCCUGUCGCUGGGCCUCAGUUCGCCUGUCCUAAGUUUAAUUCAGAUUAUCUGGCACUCCUGGUCGGCUCCCUCAGCCGCUCAAAGCUGAUUGUACCCUUAUAAUAUGAAGACACUGAGGCUCAGAGAGGUUAAGUGACUCAGCCAAGGUCAAACAGCUAGUAAGUGGUGGAGCCAGGACUCAAAGCCAGUCUAGGAGCCAUGUCCACUUUGUUCCCCUCACUCUUCCCUCGUGUGACUGAGACUCUGUGGUUUAAUCUGGAUCGACCCUGUGUGGAAGAGACAGAGCUGCAGCAGCAGGAACAGCAGCAUCAGGCCUGGCUCCAAAGCAUCGCGGAGAAAGACAACAACCUGGUUCCUAUUGGCAAGCCAGCCUCAGAGCACUAUGAUGACGAGGAAGAAGAGGAUGAUGAAGAUGAUGAGGAUAGUGAAGAGGACUCAGAGGAUGAUGAGGAUAUGCAGGACAUGGACGAGAUGAAUGACUACAAUGAGUCACCGGAUGAUGGAGAGGUCAAUGAGGGAAGUCUGGAAGGCCAGUGUGGUGGAGGCGGCAGCGGUAGCGGCCACAGCUCUUAGCAUACUGCAAGAAGCGGGGUGCACCAGGGAAGAGCACAUGGUCAGCCAGCACGGUGGCACCUGCUGGCAGUAGGGCAUGGGCCUCCAGCAGCUGCAGGUCCCUCAGGUAACAUCGUGGCCGGUGUGCCAGGAGCACCAGGUCUGCCCGACUCAGCUGAUACUGGGUGCGUAGGCACGGGAUCACGUCCUCUGAGCUGCCCACGAUGAGCUCCACCUGUGGGGAUAGGGGGAGCUGGAGGUGAGGGUGGGGGGAAUUGUUCUCCCAGUCAAGACCCCACCAGGAUCUGGCUUACUUCAUGCCAGGUCCUGGCUUAGCUUCCCAUGAGUGUUCUCACAUUUCCUCUGACCUCAGAACCUAAGAAGUCAGGAUCAGUAUUGUGAUUUCCAUUCUGAAGAAGCUAAGGUUCAGAGGAUGCAUGCUUUGCUCAAGGUCACGUAGCUAACAAGAGGCAGAGUAAGAGCUGGACCCAAAUUUGCUGGGUUCCAGAGACCUUCCUCUUAGCUGUUUCUUUCGUCAUCCGGCAGAAAAUAAUGUGCAGAUGACUUGGGACAGGAGGGCAGGAGCUCACACACCAUCCAGCAUCACAGUCCCCAGAGUGGAGGUGCUUCCUUCUCCUUAGAUGGGAGUCCUUCACAAGGGAUGUCUGGGGGCAAGGCCUGGGGUGACAAAAAUCUGGGUUGGGGAGAUGGGAGGCUGACCAUGUGCUCAUCAAAGCCGGCCAGGCGGAUGAGUUUUUCAGCCACUGCUGCCGUGCGUGGGUCCCGCUCCACAGUAAGAAGGCGACCCCCAGGGGGCAGGGCUCGGGCAAUAAGCAGGGUAGAGUAUCCACAGUAGGUUCCCAAUUCCAGCACACAAGCAGGGGCCUUCUCCUCCACCAGCCGCAUCAGGAUCUGACCUAUGAGGGGAGAUGGCUGUUGCAGAAGACAUGGGAGAUGGAUGCAGGGCCCCUGAUAAAAGAUAUCUCAAAUGCCUACCUGCCUCACUGCAGCUCCCAACCAGCCGGGGUCUCAUCUGUCUCUUGUACCAUAGCCCCAGCUGCCCUCCUGGUCCCCGUCUCCUACAGUGUAGUCUUCACACCAGCCCUGGAAUCUUUCCAACAAAUCUGACCUUAUUACUCCUUGGCUCCUGUGAGCUGAAGGCCUUUGGGAUUGAACUUGGGAUUCUCAGCCUGGCAUUCAGGACCUUGGACCUGAUCCUAUCCUACCUUUCCAGGUUCAUCUCUCAGUACUUCCCACCUGUGGCCUGUAUCACAGCCAUCCCAAACAACUGUGCCCAGAAUCCAUCAAGCUGUCUCAUUCCUUCAUGCCACAUGUGUAUAUGUGGCUGGCUUUGCCCUUCCCACCCCCAUCGCCAUCUGCCUGGCCAACUCAGAACUUCCAGAUUCAGUUCAAAUGUUGCUCUUUCUCCAUGAAGUCCCAGGCAGAAACAACCACCCUAUCUUUCAGAUUUAUGAAAGGUCUCUGUUAGAAUUUGUAGUUUCAUUCCCCUUUUAUUGCUCAUCAAAUGUAUUUCUGAUCUUGGAAUUGGAUGAACUUUUAUUUAUUUAUUUUUGAGACCAAGUCUUGCUGUGUUGCCCAGGCUGGAGUGCAGUAGCAUGAUCACGGCUCACUGCAGCCUUGACCACCCAGGCUCAGGCAAUCCUCCCACCUCAGCAUUUCCAGUAGCUGGAACCACAGUUACUCACCACCACACCCGGCUAAUUUUUAAAUUUUUUGUAGAAACGGGGGUCUUGCUUUGUUACCCAGGCUAGUCUCGAACUCCUGGGCUCAAGUGAUCCUCCUGCUUUGGCCUCCCAAAGUGCUGGGAUUACAGGCAUGAGCCACCAUGCCCAGCCAGUGAAUUUCUUUUCUUUUCUUUUUCUUUUUUUUUUUUUUUUUGAGACAGGUUCUUGCUCUGUCACCCAUGCUGGAGUGCAGUGGCACAAUCACAGCUCACUGCAGCCUCAGCCUCCUGGGCUCAAGCAAUCCUCCCACCUCAGCCUCCCAAGUAGCUGGGACCACAGGCAUGUGCCACCAUGCCUGGGUAAUUUUUGUAUUUUUUGUAGAGAUGGGUUUUUGCCAUGUUGCCCAAGCCGGUCUCAAACUCCUGAGCUCAAGCAAUCUGCCCACCUCGGCCUCUCAAAGUGCUGGGAUUACAGGCACCAGCCACCACACAGCCGAAUUUCUUAAAUAAGACCCUAAAAGCACUUAUGCUGGGAUUGAGAUAAAUCCAGGCAGACAGCUACCCUAAAUGGUAUGUGGAAGCCUCCAUGGUGGAGAGGAAAGAUGUGGAGACAGAUAAUUACAAAGCUAUGGGUUAUCUGCUGAGAUGGUUAUUCCACUGUGUAUUAUGGUUCCUUUGAGGCCAGCAUUUGUGGCUCAUUCAUCUCUGUGGCCUCUACCCCUCUCCCUGGCACCUAGCACAUUCCUAAUACAAAAGAGGUGGCAAUAAAUGUUUGCUGAAUAAA
Molecule: messenger RNA, 3229 nt
Organism: Homo sapiens (human)
Lineage: Eukaryota; Metazoa; Chordata; Mammalia; Primates; Hominidae
Gene: ANAPC15
Product: anaphase promoting complex subunit 15
Exons: 6
Coding region: 408-782 (124 amino acids)
Biological process (GO): protein ubiquitination; regulation of mitotic cell cycle spindle assembly checkpoint
Cellular component (GO): anaphase-promoting complex
Source: RefSeq, marked validated